GCUUCUAUCCAUUUAAUGGGUUUUCAGGCUGGCAGUGAAGGGGAGUUGUGCCCAUCGGCUAAUAGCAUUGGCUUUUCAUGCAGUACCAGUACUCUGGCAUCCUCUGUCAUUGAAGUUGAAUCUGGCCGUGAUGAUCUGGCUUUAUGUCAGGAUGAGGAUGACAUGACCCCACUCCCUCUACCACCAACACUGUCCAUUACUGAGGAAAUCAUGCAGUUCAUUAAUGAGAGCCGUGCUCGGCAAGGCAUGGCUGAGUUUACAUCUGAAGUGUUGACUCCAGAGACCCUGGAAGGCCAGUCAUUGGAGGCACAGCAGUUAGAUGAGUCCAAACCACUAAUAGCUGAGGUGGAUGGAAAUAAGCAUCAGACCAACGAUGCCAAAAGAUCUGAAGCAGAAGAAACUCUGGUGGAUGUGUCAGACAAAGACAAGGAGAGCCAUCCAUUAUGUGAAGCAAAUGUUGCUCAACCAGAGCUUGAGGAAGCAUCAUCACUAUUACAGACCUCCAAAGAAGUGAAUCAAUCAGGAGAGUUGACAUUACCAGAGCCUAGUCAUAGUGAAUCAUCCAACCCAGAAAUGAUGAAGGUCACAGAUGAAAAGGGCGGAAAAGGUCCUGAAGACUCUGCUAGUAAAAGUGAAGAAAGUGAGGCUAAGUCAGCUUGUGCUCACAUUGCUACUAAAUUAAAAGCAACUGACAGCUCUCUUGUCCCCAAAGUAGAACCUGAGCAAAAACUAACCAAAAGUGACAAGCAGAUUAUUGAGAAGAUACGCAGCUAUUAUGAAGCAGCAGAGGCAGGUGUUGAGGAGGGUCAGACAGCACGAAGAAACAGCUUCUCUCGUAUUCCUGCAGGAUUAGUGAAGGAUUCGGUGUCUCGAUUUAGUGUUUGUGUUCACCAAGACAGUCUAACUGAGUCUGAGAGUAGCCACUCAGGCUGUGCUGAAUCUGACGCGCCAUCUUCAUUACUCCCAACACCAGACCAAUCUGACCAGAAUUUCAACCAUGAGGAAUCUUCUGAUAAAGCCAUUCCUCUUUCACAUUCAGAUAUAUUCCAAGAACGAAAAGAAUUAUUAAACAGCAAGAAUGCAGAUAAAAAAGAAAAAGACAUCUGUGAGUUCGAUCCCUGUAUGAAAUUGUGGAAAGAGAAAGAAAGAACUGGCCAAGACUUUAUAAAUAGUCAGAAAGUUCCUUUCUCAAAAGAGAAGAGCUGUGGUGAACAUACAGAUGCUCCUGAGAAAAACACGUCAUCUCUAAAUUGCACAACAACCCAGAUGCAGCGUAAAUAUGAGCAUUCACAAUGCGAUCCUGACACUUCAGACACAUCUAAUCCACAGACGACAGAGACUGCGGAUACAUCUCUUAAGUAUGGAAGUAGAACAAGAGUUAGGAUGUCCUCUAAUGGAAACCUGGAUAGCAUUCCCAGUCAGAUUAAAGGUGGCCGAUGGUCUCGUCAUGACAGGGAGGUAACGUGUACCCGUACACUUUAUGAAGGAAUGGAAGAGGUACCAGAUUUAGGAAUUUUUGAGGGUGGACCAGUCAAUCAAUGCUUGGUAGAAAACUCUGAAAAGAUUCUUAAUAAAGUACAAAUGCUUGCACGCAUGUACACAGCGAAAGCAAGCAGCAUGAAGGUACCACUACACCAGAAGAAAACACGAGUGAGUAGAGGAGAAUGUUCAGUAGAGGGAAAAUACAGCAUUUCACCCAAGUCUCGGCAAGUACAGCUGCACCAGGGGGAUAUAAGAAUACUAAAUCAGCCCACAGAAGAGUUUUCAGUAUCAACACCCACUGAGCCUUUUGGUCACAUCAUUUUAAGGGAGAAGCUAUCUACAACAUAUCACCAAGAAAAUUAUUGUAAUCUCAUUGGACCCCCAGAUGAGAUCUCAACAAAUGGAUCUAAUUCACUUCAUUUUUCAUGUGCUGAAUCGUUGGCUACUUCAUUAACAACCGUUAUGGAAUCACAGGUCUCUGUAAUAUCAGACCAUAGAAAAAGCUCCUUAGGAAAAUGUCAGUCUAAAAGACAAGAGGGAGAUCAAUCCUUGUCACUUUCAACUUCCUCAGAAACUCAAGUCCAAACUGAGCCAGAAAUACUAUCCAAAUUAGACAGAUUUUCAUUGGACAAGCAUGCUGACAUUAUACUGCAGUCUGUUCAGGACAACCAUUCAUAUGCUGUGGACAAAUCCAUUGCAAUAAAUGGGACUAAAGAAGGAAAGACAUUGCAAGAAGAGAACCAUGCUUUUGUGAGCAAUUCUGGUCAUAGUAGUGAACUUUUUAUUGAACCACUAUUCAUUAAACAUUUAGAAGAAGAGACUCGAAGUGUAGAGGAGAAAAGGGACUUAAUUGCACAGCACUGUGAAAGCAUAUUGUCCAUUGAUGAUAAACGAGAUGAAAUACAUUUGAAUUCCAAGCCGGCCCAUGCAGAUACUGAAGCCACUAGCAUGGAGGAAAUAACACCUGUAGUGUCCUCUGUUAGUGAAGUAGGUGAAUGUCCCCCAUUACAGUCAGCAGUCUCCACUAAAAACUGUGCUAUAAACACUGUUGUCAUCUCUGAAGGAUCAGAAUAUUCAUACCCUUUAACCCAGUUGCAAGAAGAUGCAACUAGCCGUACACAACUGACGCCAUGUGGCAAGUGUAGUCCACUGGAUGUUCAAUCCAAAAAGGACCUGAGCGAUAAUUCAAAGACUUUGAGCCCACCCUCUACACCACCGGUUGGCGGACCUACUUUGGAUGAGCUUCCAAGGUUUACUAGCCAAAGACCUUCCAAUCUACCUUCUGCCACAGGAAAGAGAACUCCCUUCACCAAUUGGAAUCCAUCAUCUCCAGCCACUCAAAGAGUGCCACAUACUUCACUGCGGACCGAGGAAAAGAUUCAAGAAACUUCCGCUUCUGGCCUUUCUCCUCACAGACAAUCUUUCUCCCAGGCCCUUAAUGACAAUCCUUCAAACAUUCCUUUGAGUGGUGGACCUCCAUUAGAUUCGAAACCACCGUCUGACUUUAGCCCAAACUUGCGAAUGCGAUCACCCUCUCCACAUAGAAGUGCCCAGAACUCCAGACUGUCCUCAACGGCCUCAGCUCUUACAAAGUCUAUUGCUGCCUCUUGUAUUAGUCAGACAAUUUCUCAAACAAUGGCCAAGAGAGGUGCACAUCUUCAGACUGCUUCCCCACCUGUGAGCUCUUCUCCUCUGCCCACAUCUUCUUUAAGGCUAAGGUCACCAUCACCUAAACCCAUCACUUUGGACUUAAGUGCGGAGUCAGGUUUUAGGAGUACAUCCAGCACUGGGGUAGGGAGUCAACCCCUAAGGUCUUGUCCAUCCCCAUUCAGAUCAAACAGUCUUCGAUCUAGUCCAUCAACAGUUCAGUCCCCUCCUUCCUACCGUAGUCAACAGUCAAUAUCCUGUGCAUCUCCAGUUAGCCUCCGUUCAGCUCCAUCUGCUGAAAGCCCAAACUCUGCUGCUCAUGAACAGCCUUCUUACACCAGUUUAAAUGAUAAUGAUAAUGAUAAUAAUAACAAUAACAACAGUUUAAGUAAUAACGGGAGGGCAACUAAUAACAAAAAAGCAUCCCACUCAAAUGUGGAUGGACUCCCUCAUUUCCAUGAUCCUCAAAGAACAACCUUGCGCAAUAGGGUGGCUUGUCCCUUUCCAUUAUCUGAGCCUAGCUCUCGUGUACAGUCCCCUUCUGUUAGCCCAUCUUUUCUCACCCAAAUCUGCUCCCCUCCACCUGCUCCAAACCACUCCAGUCAUCUGGUAGCAAAGCCACCAAAUCCCAGAAUCCCCAGACAAGGUGGCUCUUUUACCCCUCUGUCUUUGGAAAUCUCAAGAUCAACAUCAGCUUGCUCCUUAUCUCCCAGUGAGAGCCCCAGAAUCACCUCUCCACCUCCUAUUGGCAUUCCUGCAAAUUUAUGGGGUGUUGCUAAUCCGCAGCCAAGGGAUCCUUCAAUACCAAAUGCAUCUUCUCCAACAAAAGUAGAAACAAACUUUACACUAAGAGGCCCCAGAAUCAUCUCUCCUACCCCAAUGGGAAUGUCUUCAUGUUCAGCAACCAGCUUGCAGAGCCAGAGGAGGCUUCGAGGAACCAGUUUGUCCUCUGUUGCUCUAGGGGAUAGAUCACCCAGUCCAACUAGACAUGAACGCAGAUCUUGGGCAGAAAGUGGACGAUGGUCAGUGGGUUCAGAAUUGGGGAUAAUAAGUCCUCGUGGAGGUUCAUACAGUGGCAGUCCAUCUUCUAUAAGCCCUGGCCCUCUUUCACCUGUCAGACUAACAACUGAAAGGACCAGUCAUAGUGGAAAACAUUUCACAAGCAUUGCCUGGCCAGAUGUACAUGAUAUGUUGACAAAAUACAACACCAAGCCCAAGAAUGAAUCUGAUGCUUUGUCCUGCACUGAGACAGAGCAAGAUGACAUGGAGGUUGCAGAAUCUACUUGUCGGAGCACCCUGAUCUGUCCCUAUGUCGCUCCUGCUAACCCAGUUAUGAGAGACAGUCCUAUUCAGUGCCCAACCGAGGACAAAACAGAAGACCGUGUUACUAAUCAAGGGUCCAAAACAACAUUAAAAACCAGCUAUGCCACCACAGUUAACUUGCAGAUUGCCGGGAGUGGGAGGAUAGCAUCCUUUAGCAAUGCACAAGUCAGCCUGACUCAGACACUGUCCCCUGUGGCAGACAGCCAGAGCAGGAGAAGGGUCAGCAUCAAUAGUUGCAACUUCUCAAUGCAGAACUGCAAAAGGCUUUGAAUGGUGUGCUCCUGAGGUCUAGUAUGGUGCCUCAUUCUUCAAAGACACUUUAUCUGGCACUUUAGGAUAUAACAGAGGAAUCAGCUUAGAGAUCCAAAUCCACUCCAUUUAGAUGGGAAAAAAAUAUAUAAUGGACUAUAAAAUACGGGUGUCAGGCAGUUGAUGCUAUGGUCAUUGUGUAUGUUUUGUUUUUUUGUUUUUUUAACCCUCAACCCUACUUCCUGGUCAAGAUAUAGUAAAACAUCAAUGAAAGUCUGGUUUGUUAUAUUUGACAGUGUUUAUUUUAUUGCAUCUAAUAUGCAAAUUUUAUAAUAUGUAAUUGAACUAAAGCUUAUUUCAUUGAAGGCUUUCAGUUGGCUGUGAUAUAUAAAGAAAUUAUUUAUGAAGUAGUUGGUUUCUGGCACUUAACUCAUUUCUUUGUUUUGCACAUUUUUCUCUAAUGUGGUCCAGAAUGGUCUGGAAAUAGUGUGUUUCAGACAAAAUAUUCACAUUUUUUAAAGAUACAUUUUUAUUGCCAGUGUUCUAUACAAAUUUGGUUAAUAAUACAGUACAUUUGAAAACAUGGGAACAUAAAUCGCUGCUUUGAUUGAUGUAAAUACAAACAUCAAAACAUCUGAUAUUUUGCAUUGAUGAAAAUGUUUGCUGUACACCAUGAAAAAGCAUUACAUCAUUCCUCAAGAAAAGUAUUUUGGUGCAGACUAAGAUAAGGUAAUGGUAAUCAAAAGGACUCUUGAUGUUGGAUCUGAAUUUUUAGUGUAUUUUUAAUGUAAUGCAUUGUUGAUUUCUUAAGGUGCUUGUCACAUAAUACAUAAGCCAAUUAAACAUCUCAGAUUUGUUUAAGGGCUUGCUCCACACCAUGCCUGAUAGAAAUGGUGCUUAGAAAAUAAAUGUUCUUACCUGCUCUUUGUACUUACCGUCAAAAAAUUCCAUGAUGGUCACACUGUAUGGAAAAUGUGCUCGCUGUUAUUUGUACCUAAAUAAAACCUGCAUAGUGUAA
This is a messenger RNA of Carassius gibelio (silver crucian carp), 5719 nucleotides long. RefSeq lists its product as uncharacterized. The transcript is spliced from 4 exons. The record is from RefSeq and is a predicted model, not a curated record. The coding region runs from base 16 to 4722 and encodes 1568 amino acids. Lineage: Eukaryota; Metazoa; Chordata; Actinopteri; Cypriniformes; Cyprinidae.